AUGGGGAAGAAACUUCAAACGGAGAACGCGGAGAUUCUAACGGGAGACGCGGUUAUCGAAGUGCGAAAUGCGGACGACAAGCGAGAGGCGAAGAAGGCCAAAAAGGAGAAGAAACUUAAAGCCGAGAAGAAACGCAAACAGGAGGAAUUAAGUGGCGAAGCCCCCGAGGCAGCUGCGGCGGCUCCCGCGAAAGGCGAGAAGAAAAGCAAGAAGAAGCGGCGCGCCGAUGGCGUCUCCUCGCCAAGUGCUUCCCCUGAUUCUUCCGCCGACAGAGCCUCUUCACCCCCCGCCGCUCCUUCCGCGCCAGUCCACGCGAAGCUCGAGAGCUGGGCUGACGUGGACGUCCGCGUGGAAGGUUUGGAGAUCGGCGGCGAUUCGUCCUCCGCGGCGUGCCAACCUCUCCGCCCGCUGACCACGUUCGCGGAAGCCGCGCCGCAAGUCCCCGCGGAUCUGCUCUCCGCGUGCGCGUCGUUCGCGUCCCCCUCCCCGAUUCAGCGCUGGGCGUGGCCCGUGCUGCUGCGCGGGCGCGAUUUGGUCGCGGUAGCGGCGACAGGCUCGGGGAAGACUCUCGCGUUCGGAGUGCCCGGGCUGAAGCACGUGCUCGAAGUGCGCAAGGCGGGGGGAGGUGGAAAGGGGAAGCAGCGUGGGUCCGCGCAGCCGUCGAUGCUGGUCGUUGCGCCAACGCGCGAGCUCGCGCAACAGAUCGCGGAGGUGCUAGAGGCGGCGGGGAAGCGGUGCGGCGUGGGGGUGGUGUGCGUGUUCGGCGGCGCGUCGAAAGGCGGUCAGCGGGCCGCUCUGGCGCAAUCGCCGGGUGUGGUGGUGGCGACGCCGGGGCGCCUUAAAGACCACAUGCAGGACGGCACCAUCUCCCUCGCGGCGGCAUCCUUCGUGGUGUUGGACGAGGCGGACCGCAUGCUCGACAUGGGAUUCGAGCCCGACAUCCGCGCCAUUCUCCAAGCCACGCCUUCCGACCGCCAGACUGCCAUGCUGAGUGCCACAUGGCCGCCGGAAAUCUCCAAGCUGGCCAGCGAUUUCCUCAGGAACCCUGUCAAGGUGAUGGUGGGGAGGAGCACGGGGGGCAUGUCAGCAAACGAUGAUGUGACGCAGAUAGUGGAGGUGGUGGAGCCGUGGCAGAAGAACAAGCUGCUCGUGUCUCUGCUUGAGAAAUACCACAAGUCCAGGAGCAAUCGUGUGCUCGUGUUCGUGCUCUACAAGGUGGAGGCAGAGCGUAUUGAAGCGCUGCUGGCAUCGCACGGGUUCAAAGUGAGUGGAAUCCACGGCAACAAGAACCAGACUCUGCGCACCAAGGCAGUCAAUGACUUCAAAAGCGGCGCUGUUCCCGUACUGGUCGCUACAGACGUGGCAGCGAGAGGGCUUGACAUUCCCAACGUUGAGGUGGUCAUCAACUGCACCUUCCCCCUCACCACCGAGGACUACGUGCAUCGAAUCGGGCGCACGGGCAGGGCAGGCAACAAGGGCAUCGCGCACACACUCUUCACCUCAGAGGAUAAGGCACGAGCAGGCGAGUUAGUGAAUGUGCUGCGGCAAGCCAAUCAACCAGUGCCCGAAGGUCUCUUCAAGUUUGACCUCUCUGUCAAGAAAAAGGAGUCCAAGCUGUACGGUGCACACUUCAAGGAUAUUUCUCAAGUCACUAAGAAGGCCACCAAGAUUACAUUUGAUUCUGAUGAUGAUGAAUGA
Molecule: messenger RNA, 1698 nt
Organism: Closterium sp. Naga37s-1
Lineage: Eukaryota; Viridiplantae; Streptophyta; Zygnematophyceae; Desmidiales; Closteriaceae
Source: the annotation of a GenBank genome assembly